CUGUUGAAAUCCCAGGGUCGCAUCCAGCAGGGAAUUCUGACGUAUACUACGUACAAGGGUGGAGCAAAACCCUGCUCACGCCUCUCCACAAACGAUAACAUUACGCAGAGAGGACGCUCGUUUGUGAUUCGCGAGAGCUGGCCCUCCCUCCUAGUAGGUGGCCCAACCGGGAUAUAUUUGUGUGCAGUGAAUACGCAGAGACAAGCCGUGUACAAAUCCGUCGGUUUUUGGAAUUUGGUACUCCGGAGAGGGACCUAUAGGCAGAGAGAAGCGAAAGGAACUGAAUAAAGAAAGAGCACCACACUAAAAGGAACUGAAACACACAGUCGAAAAUGUCUUCGAAUAAAGACGAUGGUGGAUGGAAGAAGUUUAUAUGGGAUUCGGACAAGGGGGAAUUUUGUGGACGCACAGGGGGGAGUUGGUGUAAGUAUGCCAUUCUGAUAUUUAUGAUCAUGUUAAUUGGCCAUUAUGGCCAGGGGUUUUAAUCGAAAUUGUGAUGGCUCUCAAAUGGCGCGCCUAUUGGGCAGUAUGGAGCGAGCUCGGAGUCUUAAUUUCAUCGUGGUGCAUAGCACCUGUUUGAUUUGACUUUGCAGCAAUGUGUGCUACAAUGGUACGGUGUCAGAGUCUAUAUCAUUGCCCGUCGCCACUUGUUCAUGGCUCUCCAUGUCUGUGUUGUGAGGUAAUAGCAUAUGGUGAACAUGCGACCAGUUUUUGCUCAUAUUUCACUGUCACCUGUCCUUGCUAGGAACCUACUGCCUUAUUCAAAGGAACAGCCUACCGACUGUUCCAAGCAAAGAUGGGUUUUCAUUUAAAUCACACAUCUUAAAUCAAUGUGAGAAUCCAAAUAGGUCGUGAAGGACAGUGGUGGGAAUAGACGUAAUAUACAUUAUUAGAACAUGAUAUUCUAAAGGUUCCAAUCUUAAUAGUACAGUAGGCUAGUUGAUCACACCGCAGAGACGCAGCCGCCUGUGCCUGGAAGGAGACUAGAACUCCCCAUCGCAGUAACAUGAUCUAUACCUAUGAGGAUGGAAUUACACAACAUGUACAUACUGUAGGGACUUAGUUUCAUUUCCGAUGUAAAAUGACACAAUCAAAGGGUUAAAAAUGCAUCAUAGUCCAAGGUGAUUCAAGGUGAAAUGGCCUACUUGGAAUUCUAGAGAGGACGUUCCAUCUAGUGUUACUAUUCGACGUGGAUCCUGUGUCACUGCAAUUAACAACGGAAAUGGAUUAACUAGACUAAUUUUACUUUUCCCGUUUCCAUCUGCAUCCAUGUCUUCCCUCGUCUCAAUGUCACACAAGUAGCCUACAUUUUCGGUAUUUGGAGGACGACAGAGGAGAGACUUCAUGUUGCAAUUUUGCUUAUUUUACUGACGCCCUCAAGUUGGUUGGUUUGGUCAUUUACAUCAACCGUGUUUUGUGUGUGCAUUAUCUCAAGGCCAAAACCUCUUUUGGAUUUUUUCAUUUAAUUUAUUAUGAUUUUUUACCACAUUUUGUCAUUUUUCUUGUUGGGGGGGUUACAGGUACAACACAACAUAAUUUCAUAUUUAAUUCAAUAAAUUGAGUAUGAAAAGGAAACAGAUAAAAGUGACCCUCCAACCCUACAGCAGUCCCCAACCCCACCCAUUCAACAUGUCUCCAUCCAUAACACACCGUAGGUUGGUUGUGAUGUCCUUAUAAUUCUGCCAAGGAACAGGCGACAUCUUCAGUAAUGCGUAAUUGAUUGGGAACUGCUGUCUCCUAUAGGAUGUGACCCUUUGACAUUGUCUUAUGCACCACUAGGCCUAUACAGUACCAUGACUGUAAGUCGCUUUGGAUAAAAGCGUCUGCUAAAUGGCAUAUUUAUUUUAUUUAUUUAUUUAUCUCUGCAGGGCUUGUGGGGGCGGCAGGGUUGGGGGUGACUUGAGGAGAUUCUAAUUACUGCAGUAGUACUAUGGCUGGACUCGGGGCGGCAGGUAACGUAGCGGUUAAGAGCGUUCGGCCAGUAACCGAAAGGUCGCUGGUUCGAAUCCCGAGCCGACUAGGUAAAAAAAUCUGUCAAUGUGCCCUUGAGCAGGGCACUUAACCCUAAUUGCUCCUGUAAGUCACUCUGUAUAAGAGCCUCUGCUAAAUAACUAAAAUGUACUAUACCUGCAGGGCUGGCUUAAUGCAGGGGUGUUAAUAGAGGGCCCAAGAGGAAGCAACAAAUAAAUACAUUGUUUUACAAAAAAUUAUGUUAAAGGAAAUACUGUGUAUAUGUAGUAUAUAAUUUGUAUUUUUCUACUGCAACUGCCAACCACAGGAGGACUCAGGAGCCCGCUCUCAGUGAGUGUAGACAGCCUGUUGCUCCCUGCUGCAGCUCUGCUAAUCAUCAGAUGGGGGGAGGUAUGGGGCCCACGUGGGUAACUGGGGGGCUCAGCCUCGAUUGGGUAACUGAUGUAAUAAAAAUAAACUGCAUAAUAAAUACAUAAAUGUGACUGGUCAAUUUUGAGUCACGGGCUGGGUUCAAGCCCAUAGGGGGCUCGAGGCAUUUACAUUUUUUUUUGUAUCAUACUUUUUUAUCCAACCACAGGAGCCCGAUCUCAAUGUUCAAAAUACACCAGAGAGCAUAAUUUAGCCACAGAAGAUCAAUAGAUUAUAAAAAAACUUGUGGAUUAAGUUUUAUCGCAAGCAAAGACGGGUAUCUGCCAAAAUAAAGGAAACUCUGACCUAAAGUGUCUUAAAAGGGUGUUGGGCUACCAUGAGCUGCCAGAACAGCGUCAAUGUGCCUUGGCAUAGAUUCUACAAGUGGACCUAAACCAUGCCAGGAAAAUGCACCCCACGCCGUAAUAUAUAUAUAUAUAUAUAUAUAUUACACACUACCGUUCAAAACAUUUUUUUUGUCCAUUUAAAAUAAUAUAAACUUGAUCAGAAAUACAGUGUAGACAUUGUUAAUGUUGUAAAUGGCUAUUGUAGCUGGAAACGGCAGAUUUGUAAUGGAAUAUCUAUAUAGACGUACAGAGGCCCAUUAUCAGCAACCAUCAGUCCUGUGUUCCAAUGGCACGUUGUGUUUAUCAUUUUAAAAGGCUAAUUGAUCAUUAGAAAACCCUUUUGCAAUUAUGUUAGCACAGCUGAAAACUGUUGUGCUGAUUUAAAGAAGCAUUAAAACUGACUAGUUGAGUAUCUGGAGCAUCAGCAAUUGUGGGUUCAAUUACAGGCUCAAAAUGGCCAGAAACAAAACUUUAUUUUCUUGCCUCACAGGUCCUGAACUGGCAGCUUCAUUAAAUAGUACCCGCAAAACACCAGUCUCAACGUCAACAGUGAAGAGGCAACUCCGGGAUGCUGACCUUCUAGGCAGAGUUGCAAAAAAAAAGCCAUAUCUCAGACUGCCCAUCUUAAUCUUUUCUUUUUAUUGGCCAGUCUGAGCUAUGGCUUUUUUUUUGCAACUCUGCCUAGAAGGUCAGCAUCCCGGAGUUGCCUCUUCUCUGUUGACGUUGAGACUGGUGUUUUGCGGGUACUAUUUAAUGAAGCUGCCAGUUGAGGACCUGUGAGGCGCUUGUUUCUCAAACUAAACACUAAUGUAUUUGUCCUCUUGCUCAGUUGUGCACCGGGGCCUCCCACUCCUCUUUCUAUUCUGGUUAUAGCCCGUUUGUGCUGUUCUGUGAAGGGAGUAGUACACAGCUUUGUACGAGAUCUUCAGUUUCUUGGCAAUUUCUCGCAUGGAAUAGCCUUUCUUUCUCAGAACAAGAAUAGACUGACGAGUUUCAGAAGAAAGUUCUUUGUUUCUGGCCAUUUUGAGCCUGUAAUCGAAACCACAAUUGCUGAUGCUCCAGAUACUCAACUAGUCUCAAGAAGGCCAGUUUUAUUGCUUCUUUAAUCAGCACAACAGUUUUCAGCUGUGCUAACAUAAUUGCAAACGGGUUUCCUAAUGAUCAAUUAGCCUUUUAAAAUGAUAAACUUGGAUUAGCAAACACAACGUGCCAUUGGAACACAGGACUGAUGGUUGCUGAUAAUGGGCCUCUGUACGCCUAUGUAGCUAUUCCAUUCAAAAUCAGCCGUUUCCAGCUACAAUAGCCAUUGACAACAUUAACAAUGUCUACACUGUAUUUCUGAUCAAUUUGAUGUUAUUUUAAUGGACAAAAAAAUUGAUUUUCUUUCGAAAACAAGGACAUUUCUAAGUGACCCCAAACUUUUGAACGGUAGUGUGUGUCACAAUAAAUAAAAUAUAUGUAUGUAUGUAUAUGUGUCGUUUACUCAAGUGUUUCCUUUAUUUUGGCAGUUACCGUUAUGCCUACAGUCGGGGAGGGCACAGUUUGUUGUGUUGUGGCCAUAGACAUAUAAUCCAUAGAAGGGUUUUGUAACCUCUUACCCUGACAAUUUGACUGUUAAACUCAAGGGUACACUAGCAAUGGAUGCCAGUCCUGACUUGAAUGAGAACUGCCAUCUAUGGAUUAUAUUUCUAUGGUUGGUUGUGGCUGUUGGUUUGCCUUUUGCAGAUUUCAAAAUACAUUAAAAAAAAGCCCUGGGGCCUAUGAUUUCUUAAUCCUGCCCUGUGUACCUGUGCUGGUGUGAUGCAUAUCCCAGCCUGCACAUUUUGGUUCCUUGGAAGUUGUGGGAACGUAUGUUUUUGGUUUCCCAUUGGUUCUGAGUAUGAAGCAAUACUUUUCCCGACCUGUAAAACUGAACGUUUUUAAAAAAUGUUCUGAGAACGGAAGUGAACAUUUCACAUGUUCUGGGAACGUACAUUUUUAGGUUGCAGGGAGGUUCUGAGAAUGUUCUACUAUGGUUCCCUGAAAGUUUUCCUGGGAGGUUUUAUUAACUUUCUGAGAAUGGAAAUUAUAGGUUAUUUUAAGGUAAUUAAAUAACGUUCUAAAAACAUGUUUCAAUAAGACUAACACUGCUAGCUUAGGUAACUGUUUUGAACUCCAAGCAGAGAUAGGACACGUCAAUUUAAUUUUCUUAGGCAUUAAUCAUGCAAACGCAUUUCUUUUUUUAUUGUGGCACAUUGUCAGUGAGAUUUGACCCUAUGAUCUUCUGUUCUCUAUCCAUGGAAUUAAUCUACUGCGCCGCCAGGAUAGUGCUAGCAUGUUGUUUAAAAAAAAACUCAUACAAAGCUGUUAAUUUUAGUCUAUUUAAACAGACUCCAUUUUAAAGGAAACAAGCACUCAUUAAGACCAAGUGUGGCCAAUUAGUGGGCGUGACCAACACACCUGAACACACUUAACAAGAGAGGUUUUAUUGAUGCUGAGAAUAGAAUGUAUGUUUUUAAAUAACAUUCUUAGAAUGUUCUUAAUGUUCUGAGAACAUGACUUAAAAUAGAACCAUGAGGAAACUUUAUUUUUAAGUACUUACAUUCCCACAGAAGAACGUUGUUUCUUAAAGCUGCAGUAUGUGACUUUGGGCGACCUGAUCAAAUUCACAAAUAUGAGUUAUAGAUCUAUCAUUCUCAUUGAAAGCAAGUCUAAGAAGUGGUAGAUCCCGUUCUUAAGUUUCAUUUUUGUGUCUUUUACUUUGUUUUGUAUACCAGCUUCAAACAGCUGAAAAUACAAUGUUUUUGGUUAUGGUACAAGGAUUCUCGACACUAUACUUGCUUGUUUUGUCACAAACUGAAAUUAGGUCGAACUAUUAGAAUUUUAGCAACCAGGUAAUGGGGGAGUGAUUUCUGCAUGGUGCCCUUUUUAACGUUCUUUAAACAAUUUGAGAACAUAACUUUAAAUAGAACCAUGAGGAAAUAUACUGAAAUUCCCACCUAAGAAACCUAUGGUUCUCAGAACGUUAUGUGCUAGCUGGGUAGUAUCUAUGUUUUGUAUAAACAGCUGAGCAUGCAGGACAGCCUCCAUUGUUAUUGGGACCUGAAUGUAUUAAUUUAUUGGCCUUAUUUGAGAUGUGGGCACUAUUUUUAGAGCAACCUAGUCUCUCGUGACAGGCCUAACAAUUAAAGCUGAGUAGCUGGCUUGAGAUUUGGUUCUGGGUGCUGAGAUUAACAGCAACCAAAAGUAAUUUGACAAUUUUCUACUCUGAAGCCUGAAGUUGUUGUUCCCCUGGCUACUACUGUAUGAUCUACUGGUUACACUUCAUUUUCAUGCCCUCAGUGAAGAGGCAAGACAAUGUCUACUACUGUUAUGGGUGGAUUACAAUUUGGAAUGGUAGCUUUGUGGUUAGGUUACCUCCUGCUCCCUCCAUAGGAGACACAGGCUUCUCUGUCUGCAUGCAUUCUACCUGUAAAGGUAUCCCUGAGCCCAGGAGUGCAUCACAAAUGGCACCCUUUUCCCUAUAUCGUGGACUUCUUUUGACCAGCGCACUACAUAGGGAAUAGGGUGCCAUUUGGGACAUAUACCAGUUAUGUAUAGUCUGUGUCUGGACCAGGAACCCUAAUGUAGAAACCAGGUGGGCUUGGAUUAGUAGUAGAGCCAGCCAAUGUAUUUAUCUAAUUUAAUGCGUUUGAUAGUGUUGUGUUCUGUGGGGCAAUGACUAGGUGGUAUAUUGAGGUUUGACGAUAGACACGCAUGAGAUUGAAUUGGUCCAGUUGGAAUUGGAACACUGCAGAAACACUAGUCUGACAAGACGCAUUUGGCAGACAUGCUGUUUCUCUUUCUUAAGCUGUACCCCUCUCGUCUCACUUUGUGGUGCAAGACAUCACUUGUCUAUUUGAUGUUAAAAUGGUAAGCAUUUAAGUCCCCAACGUCACAAACACUACAGUCAAAAACAAAGGUGGGCAGAGGGGAUCCACAGUCUACAUAUCUGAGGUGUUUAGUGUACUAUACACACUGGCUCUGCAGGGCUGGUUAGGGUGGCAGGGUUGGGUUGACUUACUGCAGUAAUACUAACGUUGGACUUGGGACUUCAUUAUGGGGAAUGUUAAUUGUUUUUCAGAGCAGAUUUAACAUUCUACAGUUGUGUAAUGCUGGAGUUCUGUACGUGGCUUUUGUAUGACUCAAUUGAAUGAGUGGAAAUGGAGCUUGUCAGCAACAUAACAGGAUCUUAAUGGCAUGACUGGUGUUUGUGUAAAAACAAAUGUCACAAUCAUCUGUCCUCCCCCUCUCUUGCAUGGUGAUGACCCAUUUUUCUCUCUCUCUCUCUCUCUCUCUCCUUUUACAGUUAAAAUUCUAGGGUUCUACUUAGUCUUCUAUGCAUUUCUGGCUGGAGUAUUCAUCGGCACCAUCCAGGCUUUGCUUCUCACCCUCAGUAACUACAAACCCACCUGGCAAGACAGAGUUGCUCCCCCAGGUAAGGUAUCGCUAAACACUGAGCCGCUACUGCUGCCUGGGGAUAGGACAGAUGGUGUCCAAACACAGUGGCUUCGUUUGAAAUGGCACCUUAUUCCCUACCCACUGGUCAAAAGUAGUGCACUAUGUAGGGGAUAGGGUGCCAUUUGGGACGCAGCCAGUGUCUAACAUGCAUGUUUGUAUGUCUCAGAGGGAUGGGUUAUGUCCGUCAAACAUCCUCUUAUUGAAUUUCACACUUUAACUCCUUAAGGAAGUCCCACUGUGAGAUAUCAGCUGAAUUGACUUUAGCACUGCAGAUGGGCCAGAAAGCAGGCAGGCAGGCAGGCAGGCACGUUACCGUUUGAGGUCAGACACACAGAGGACUCUUGUCUUUCAGGUAAACGGUGGGUGUCAUCCAUGCAUGCAGCAUGUGAAACUGUUUUUGUUACUGGUUCAGUGUCUAUGGCCCUGGCUCAUUUAGGCUAGCUUGUACAGUAGUAUGCUUUCGUCCAGUAACAAACAGGUGAAAUUAGAUUUUUGGCAAAGAUGUAGAUAAGUGCUUCUGUCAAAAUGAACUCUGGUCUAGUAGUGAACUGAAUAAAUGAACUCUGGUCUAGUAGUGAACUGAAUAAAUGAACUCUGGUCUAGUAGUGAACUGAAUAAUGGAAGUGUUAUUCCAGUUACUGCAAUCCUACAUUUUGGUGUAGGUAGUGGGUUGGUCAAGUGUUGCCAGUGUCACAAUUAAUGACAUGACCUUGUCAAAGACUAGUAAGCUGCAUUUGAACUAUGUCUAAAGCCAGUUGAAUGUUGAAGUAUCCCAGCCCAGUCAUUUGUCUGUCCGGGUGUAUAUAUAGCCAUGGUCUGCUCAGGGAACCCCCAUUAGGAGGUGAGGUGAGGAGAGGUAGCUAGGCGUUGAUGUGAGUUACUUUCCACAGGCUGGGGAGGUGGUGGCUGGGGAGGUGGUGGCUGGGGAGGUGGGGAGGUGGUGGCUGGGGAGGUGGGGAGGUGGUGGCUGGGGAGGUGGGGAGGUGGUGGCUGGGGAGGUGGGGGCUGGGAUGGGCUGGUUGUAAAUAAGGAAGCAGAAGAGAAUAGGUGUGGAUGUGUUUUGGAUCUUGUCCCGUAGAGUAAAGACAGUUGUCUUUUGUUUGAAAUGGGCUUUUCCCAUUUACUGACCCAUCUGCUAAGAACAAUGACCGGGAUUCACCUUCCUCUUCAAGAGUGUCUUCCAAAGUGUGGACUCUUCCAUGUAUGACUGCCUCACUGAAAGACUUCAUUAGAAAGCAAAUUACACUGACUGUACUUAACAUUACUGAGUAUGAAACCAGUUAUCUAUGUAACUGCGGUACUAUUGUGUGUUAGUGUAAAUAGAAUGGUCACAAGUCCACUGAAACAUUAUAGUCCUAUUAUAAAAGAUUGUAUUGCUAAUAGUACUUUCUCUACUUCUGUAACAUUGAAACUGAUGGUGUACUGUCUCUCUGUUCUCAGGCCUAUCGCACACCCCACGCUCCGACAAGUCCGAGAUCGCCUUCAACUUGAAUGAUGUGGAGACCUACUUGGCUUACACCAAGGCCAUGAGAGAGUUCCUGGUUAUGUACGACGAGGACAAACAGAGGGACCAGAUGAAAUACGAGGAUUGUGGAGGUACGUGAAGUGGGCCCCUCUUGGGCCUGGUUCCAUUCCGCUCUCUAUCCCCUCCCCCUAGCUCCUAGUCCUACCCCCUCCCAUGACACAGUCCUAAGAGGAUGGAGGCUGGUGCUCAAUGUGGUGGAAGCUCUACUUAGGUGGAGGUGGUGCCAUCACCUUAUAGCCUUUGCUUAUUGAAUCCUUUCUGGUGUUCUAACAUCGACCAGAUGGGAUAGGAACUAAGUGGUCAGGACAUGGAAUGGAAUUGUGUAUUGGCUUCUUCAGAGAGAAGGUGUAUUUUUAUAUGAAUUAGUUGAAGCGAGCAGCUGUGCCAUCCUGUGCUCAGUGUUUAUUUGGUGAUUUCCUUCUCUCACAUUAGAGCAACCGGAUGACUAUAAGAACCGUGGCGACCUGGAGAGUGAUGUGGGGAUCAGGAAGGCCUGUCGCUUCCAGAGGACCUGGCUUGGGCCUUGCGCUGGCAUCGAGGACAGAGACUUCGGCUUCAAGGAUGGAAAACCCUGCCUGAUCGUCAAGCUCAACAGGAUCGUCAACUUCAGGCCAAGGGUAAAUAUCCUCAGGACAUAACUUUCAGGCCUUAUCAACCAGGACAUAUGAAAAGUUGACCUCUUGUACAAACCGGUCACUUUGAUAUUUCCAGUGGCCCCUGGUUGUUAGUUUAUGCAUAUUUCCCCCAAAGUAGUAGUACAUUAUUGAAUGCAAAUCUACAUAUACUUUCUUAGGUAAAAGUGUUACUGUUUUUUAGCGUAUGCUCUCCAAAGCAGAUUUGUUUUGCCGCUCCUCACUCACUGUGUACCUGUCCUCCCUCCUUUCAGCCCCCCAGCUCCAAUGACAGCAUCCCUGAGGGAGCCCAGUCCAAGGUCCAGCCCAACGUCAUGCCCAUCUUCUGCACCAACAAGGUACAGUACGCCAGACGUGGAAUGAGAUGGAACCACAUCAAAUCAGAAUGAAUCAUUCCAAAGUCGGUUGACCGUAAUGUCAGUAAAGCAACAUUGAAGCCUAAGGGAAUGUUGACUUGAAUGGGAAUGUUCGUUCUAGCAAUUCUAGAAUUGCUUUCGAGGAAUAGUCCCCAUUCUGUCACUAAACCAGCUAUUGUAAAUGUGUUUCUGGGUAAAGGUUAGACCUCAGAAUGACCAGAAUAGCACCGUAUUUCUCUUCUUUUGACCCUGUCACCCAAUAUAUUUGCAGAGAGAGGAGGACGCGGGUAAGAUCGGCGAGGUGAAGUAUUACGGCAUUGGUGAAGGCUUCCCCCUCCAGUAUUACCCCUACUACGGCAAGCUGCUUCACCCCCAGUACCUGCAGCCCCUGGUGGCCCUCCAGUUCGUCAACCUCACCAUGAACACCGAGCUGCGCAUCGAGUGCAGAGCCUACGGAGAGAACAUCGGCUACAGCGAGAAGGACAAGUUCCAAGGAAAAUUUGACGUUAAAUUCACUGUCACCAACUUAUGA
This is a messenger RNA of Coregonus sp. 'balchen', 10250 nucleotides long. NCBI's taxonomy places the organism in Eukaryota, Metazoa, Chordata, Actinopteri, Salmoniformes, Salmonidae. The record is from the annotation of a GenBank genome assembly.